UUUUGUUUUGUUUUGUUUUUGCACUCAGCAGACUGAAGAUGGACGCCACUUCGUCUCCACAGAUCGUGGGGGAGGCAGAGUCUAGGAGCAGUGCAGAUCUUCAUGGAGAUGACCAUCUAUUGACGCUAAAGGCUUUGACUGAGAAAUUGAGACUGGAGACCAGGAGGCCGUCUUAUCUGGAGUGGAAAGCCCUGGAGGCAGAAAGCGUCAAAGAUUCACAGACUGGAAAAUUCCAGAUUCAGGAGGAGCGGGAUGGGCAACCAGUCACGUACAAAGAGUCUGCGGCAAACUCGGAUAAAAGUCAGCGAAAGCAGCCCUCGGGUGUGCUGAAGGGCUUUGAGAACAUCGACGAAGCUCUCUCUUGGCUCAGAAAAGAACUGACAGACAUGCGCUUGCAAGACCAGCAGCUGGCCAGACAGCUCAUUCGACUCCGGAGCGACAUCAACACGCUGAAGAUCGAGCAGACGUGCCACCUGCACCGUCGCAUGCUCAACGACGCCACCUUCGGCCUUGAGGAAAAGGACGAGCUGUCCGACCUGCUGUGCGAGUGCCCCGUCACCCCAGGGCUCGGGCUCUCGGCCCCCCUGAGGCUAAUCGGGAUCACUAAGAUGAACAUUAACUCUCGAAGGUUCUCGCUCUGCUAGGCCAAACUCUGUGUCAAGCGACUGCAAGAAAUCCUUAAAAAACUUGCCGAGGACCAAGUUUGAGUCAUGUAAGUCGACAGAUGGUGUAUUUGCCAUUAAAGUUCCUUGCAAAAGUA
Poecilia latipinna (sailfin molly) is the source of this 760-nucleotide messenger RNA. RefSeq names its product family with sequence similarity 167 member Ab (gene fam167ab). The transcript has 2 exons. Lineage: Eukaryota; Metazoa; Chordata; Actinopteri; Cyprinodontiformes; Poeciliidae. The record is from RefSeq and is a predicted model, not a curated record. The coding region runs from base 39 to 644 and encodes 201 amino acids.